GGCCUCCCCCUUUCAAUCCUGGCUUGGCAAGUUAGAGAGAGGGAGUCCUGCUUGUGCUUGCUUCUCCAAAGAACCCUGCUCAGUGUCCUGAAGCUUAAAAGUGCUUGUCUCCCACUUCUGGGACUCUUAAUAUCUCUGGGAACCUUUGCUCUUAAGUACUCCUGGCUUUUGUGACUCUUGAGAAUGUUGUUCUUCAACAUGUUCCUCCUGUCUUUGGCCCUGUGCCACUGGGCAUAUGGUGCAGAAUCUCAUAAUUUCACCAUGGUCCAGUACAGUUACUUCCCAAACAAGACUUUAGUGGAAAGUGUUGGUUAUGCCACUCUAGAUGGGACACGCACCCACACCCUGGAGAGCCAUAAUGGACAUGUCAAUGUGAGCCAGUUACUCCCACUUGAGACUUCAGAUCGCUGGGAGAUGAGGAGAACCCAGCUACAUGAUUAUCUAUCCCGUUUGAAGGCCCUGGUCUAUUUGCUUACCCUAGAAAGGAAUAUAUCAUACCCCCUCGAAGUACACUGCACUGCAACAUGCCAGCUCUCUGAGAAUGGUACCAGCAGCUUCUUUGAGGUUUUGCUCAAUAAAGUUGAAUUCCUGAUAUUCCGUGGAGCCAAGAAUGGCUGGGAACCUUUACAAGAAACAUCUGAAGCUAUCUAUGCCAGUACAAAUUUGAACAAAUAUAACGAGACCAGAGGACAUGUAGAGUUUUUCCUACAGGAAACAUGUAUCAACUUCAUCAGAGAACACACUGAUGUGAAAGAAGCCUUAACUGGGAAACGUGAAGGACGCCCACACACUCCAUUGGUGUUAGGCAUAAUCCUUGGUGCCCUCGCUAUAAUGGGCUUCGCUGUUUGCCUCUUCCUAUGCACAGGAGGGAGGAGAUAGCACCAAUCACUACAGCAUGUGGACUCCCAACUCUCCAGACUGCCUAGCUCAGUACAACAAGCAGGAAGAUGUAGAUUCUUGUUUGCUAUUUUUCUGAAAAGGCUAGUGUCUGUACAGACCUUUGACUCACAUAUUAUACUGAUAUGUAUGAUGAACGAUAACACAGAAGCAUCAAGGCUACCAGUAUCACUGGGAUAUUUACUGUCUUCACAACCUUGGAGAAAAGGGCCCUUCACUCAUUCAUCCAAGAGGAUUCCAGUUUGGACACCCCAUGGCUGGGAGAGCCCCACCUCAUACAAAAUUUAAACAUGCUGCACCAGUUCUGAUAGUGACUUUUGAUCCAUUUCCAGCCCUUCACAGGGAUGAUUUUGACACAAAUGCUUUGAACAACUUGGGAUCAAGAUACUCCUAGAAUGCCACCUCACCUGUGUACCUAAUGUCUCAUGAUAUUUAGAGUACUCUGAAAGUCCCUUCAUUGUAAAGCUGAGAGGCUUGUUACAAGCAUGUUUCUUCAGUUGUAAUCUCUUGGCUCUGGAAUCCUUUUUGGCUAUGAAAGUUCAAAUUCCUUACCAUCUACGUUGCUAACAUUUUAGCACCGGCCUGUUUUUUGGUUUUGUUUUGUCUACAGGUAGCAAAUGGAGGAAAUAUUCCAACAUUGUUAAUAGCUCAAAUCUAUUGCUUUCAUUCCUCCAGUGAUUUUAGCUUUUGUGCUUACUUGUGGUUGUAUUUUAGCAUCCAUAUUUUAUUUAUUGUUGUGUCAGUAUGUUAGGUUAGUGCUUUGUUAUAACCUUGUAUUUUACUUGUAUUAUUCCUAUGUUAUUUUUAACAGCUUAAAUGCCAAAAAACACUAGAUCCUCUUUGAUCUUGCAAGCUAACCAGAGCUAGCCAUUUGGAUGGGAGACUACCAACAGUCACCAGGUUAUUUCAGAGAAAGAAACUGGCAAAACCACACAUGUAUUUCUUUCUGAAGAAAAUCCUAUAAAAUUCAUGGGUUUGCCGUUAACUGAUGGGUGACUUGAAGGAACAUACACACUUUUCUCCAAAUUAUACUGUACAAUGCCUAAAGAAAAACACUUUCUAGGGCAUUUAAGAAGUACAUUUGUGUGUGCAUGUUAGUGGACAGGGUAGGAGCAAAUUCACAAACCAUAGCAUAAAAGAACAUGUUCACACAUCUUGUUCUGCAGCUUUUCACUUCUGAAGCAUCUUGAAAAACUAUUACCAGUAUUGUUUAUUUUGUUCCAACAGUUUAUGAAUGGAUUUAAAAACAGUAUUGCCAUGCUAUGUGGUGAUUACCACUGGGUUGGAAUAACUUAUGAGGAAUACAUCAAUCGGCAGCUAUUAAACAGGUGGACUACAUUAAAUCUC
This is a messenger RNA of Anolis carolinensis (green anole), 2244 nucleotides long. It is a transcript of the gene procr, whose product is annotated as protein C receptor. NCBI's taxonomy places the organism in Eukaryota, Metazoa, Chordata, Lepidosauria, Squamata, Anolidae. Gene Ontology annotation, molecular function: signaling receptor activity. The transcript has 4 exons. Gene Ontology annotation, biological process: negative regulation of coagulation. Bases 184 to 879 code for a protein of 231 amino acids. The record is from RefSeq and is a predicted model, not a curated record.